Molecule: messenger RNA, 8049 nt
Organism: Cyclopterus lumpus (lumpfish)
Lineage: Eukaryota; Metazoa; Chordata; Actinopteri; Perciformes; Cyclopteridae
Product: kalirin-like
Exons: 57
Coding region: 1-7056 (2351 amino acids)
Cellular component (GO): cytoplasm
Molecular function (GO): guanyl-nucleotide exchange factor activity; protein binding
Source: RefSeq, a predicted model, not a curated record
AUGAAUUCAGGAGAUGGAGGAGGAGAAGCGGGCCCGGACGGCCUGGCGACGGCAGGUUCUGGUAAAGCAGAGUGCGUCCGAGCAGUCGACGUCCUCACGGUGCUCCGGGAGAAGGUGGCCUUCGUGUCGGGUGGGCGGGACAAGCGUGGCGGACCAACACUGACCUUCCCUGCAAGGACCAAUCACGAUCGAAUAAAACAGGAAGAUCUCAGUCGAUUGGUCACCUACCUGGCAACCGUACCCAGUGAGGACGUGCGUGCUCGGGGCUUCACGGUGGUGGUGGACAUGCGUGGCAGUAAGUGGGACAGCGUGAAGCCGGUUCUCCGGACGCUGCAGGAGUCCUUCUCCUCCAACAUCCACACAGCGCUGCUCAUCAAACCAGACACCUUCUGGCAGAAGCACAAGACCAACCUGGGCAGCGCCAAGCUCAGCUUCGAGACCAGCCUGGUGUCGGUGGAGGGCCUAUCCCGGCUCGUUGACCCCUCCCAGCUGACCUCUGACCUUGGUGGCUCGUUGGAGUACGACCACGUGGAGUGGACCGAGCUGCGUCUGGGUCUGGAGGAAUUCACAGGGGCCGCCACGCAACUGCUGGCCCAGCUGGAGCAGCUGGAGGCCGGACUGAACCGCAUACCGGAGCCACAGGAUAUCGAUGAGGCCCGCAAACUUCUGGAGGAACACGGUCGUCUCCGUAACACCAUGGCAACGGCCCCUGUCGACUCCCUGGAGCGAGAGGGGAGGAGCUUGCUCCAGCGCAUGCGCCUGGGCCCCUCUCAAGGCGACGCCCCUACCGAAGGUGGCGGUAGUCACGGCAGCUGGCUGUCGGGCGGGGCGGACUUCCAGAGCGUCGCGCCGAAGGUCUCGUCUCUGCUGGACCGGCUGCAGGCGGCCCGCGGUCACCUGCUGCAGAGCUGGAGCGACAGGAAGCUGCACCUGGACCAGGCGCUGCAGCUGCACCUGUUUGAGCAGGACGCCACCAAGAUGUCCCAGUGGAUCGCUCACAGUAAAGACUUGUUCCUUCAGACCCUGGUGGACGUGGGCCAGAACAACCAGCACGGCCUGGACCUGCAGACCCAGCACCAGCACUUCACUGCCAACUGCAUGAACGGCAGCGUGAACGUGGACAGUGUGGUCACCGUGGCAUCCCGGCUGGCGGAGGCCGGUCACUACGGCGCCGAGCGGAUCGCCGCGGUGUCGUCACGGUUACAGGAUGACUGGAAGACCCUGACGACAGCGCUGGAGGAGCGCGGCAACACGCUCGCCAUGGCAACCGGCUUCCACCAGGGGGCGGAGCAGUUCCUGCUCAGAGUGGAGAGUUGGGUUCAGGUGUGCUCUGAAGGGCCGUUGCCAUCGGCGACAGCAGAGCUGGAAGCCGCGACAAAGAAACACCAGGAAGUGAACGAGGAGAUCUGUGCUUCCUACACACAGGUCAGUGAGAGCGGUAAAGCCUUAAUGGACGUUCUCCAGGGUUGCCCGGCGACCGACUCUGACAACUCUGCGACCAAACCGGACUUUCCCGCCGCCACGCACGGCAUCAUGGGAGUUCUGCACCAGGUCAUGCAGGGUCAUCAUGAGGUGGAGGGGGCGUGGCAGCACCGUAAACUCCGCCUCCACCAGCGCCUGCAACUGUGUGUGUUUCAACAGGAUGUCAGACAGGUGUUGGACUGGGUGGAGCAGCACGGCGAGGUUUUCCUCAACAAACACAGCGGCGUCGGGAAGUCUCUGCACCGAGCUCGUGCCCUGCAGAAACGCCACGACGACUUCCAGCAGGUUGCACAGAACACUUACACUAAUGCAGAGAAGCUUCUGGAAGCAGCAGACCAGCUGGCUCAGUCUGGAGAAUGUGAGGAGGAGGAGAUCUACCAGGCAGCCAGAGACCUGGAGCUCCGCAUGCAGGCGUUCAUACAGAGAGUUGAACAGAGGAAGCUGCUGCUGGACCUCGCUGUGUCCUUCUACACACACACCAAGGAGCUCUCAGUGUGGAUGGAGGGCCUCCAGAAGCAGCUCUCCUCAGACCUUUGUGUUUGUCCCGACACCGUUGAGGCUCUUCAGGCUCUGAUCAGCCAGCAGCAGCAGCAGCAGGCGAACACACAGGAAGCUGCAAUGAGUGUCAUCCGGGAAGGAGAGGACCUCAUCCUGCAACUCAGGCCUCAGGGCAGCUCGGUGGCCCAGGUGGAGACAGUGCUGCAGCAGCUGGAGGAGUCUCACGUUCAGCUGGAGGAACUUUUCCAUCAGAGGAAGAUCCGAUUGGAUGUCUACCUGCAGUUCCGCAUCCUGCAGCAGUGCACUCUGGAGGUAACGGGGGAGAUGGACGCCUGGAAGCAGGACCUCCAGAAACAGUCCCAGGACUUCUCAGCAGAGAAGUUGGCGUCGUCGCGGCUAGCCGAGGCGAACCAGGACAAGCUAACGUUGGGCCAGUCGCGGCUGGUGGAGACACCUGAGAUGCUAACGCUAGCACAGCAGCGCAUCCACAGGCACAUGGAACGGAGGCUUGCUAUGAAUAACAUGAUCUAUGAGGUCAUCCAGCAAGGUCACGACCUUCAGCAGUACAUCACUGAGGUUCAGGCCUCAGGUAUCGAGCUGUCAGAGGCGGAGGGGAGUCUCUCCACUCAGGUGGAGGAGCUGCAGCGCCUCCUGCAGGACAAACAGAAGGAGCUGCAGCAGAUUGCAGAUCACACACACACACACCUGGAGCAGAACCUGCAGCUGAGACACCUGCAGACCCAGGUCAAGCAGGUGCUGGGCUGGAUCUCGGAGGGCGAGGUCAUGCUGUCGUCCUGCAUGUUGAACUCCAGCUGUCUGUCUGAAGCUGAGCAGCUGCAGCGGGAACACGAGCGCCUCCAGCAGGCCAUCGAGGCGCUGCUCCACGCCGACUCCCUGCAGAGGACCCACCAGGUGGCUCUGGCUCUGCAGCAGAGGGCGGAGCUACUGGUCAGGUCAGGUCACUAUGACCCGGAUGCAGUGAGGUCUUGUGCCCAGACGGUGGCGCUGCACUGGCAAACUCUGAUGCUGAGGAUCGAGGACCGGCUCAAGCUGGUCAACGCCUCGGCAGCUUUCUACAGGACAUCCCAGCAGGUGUGCGGGGUGCUGGAGAGUCUGGAGCAGGAGUACCGGAGGGAGGAGGACUGGUGUGGAGGUGGCGAGAGGCAGCCGGAGCUUCUCCUGCCGCUGGUCAGCAAGCACAUGGAGCAGAAGGAGGCGUUCCUGAAGGCCUGCACUCUGGCCCGGAGGAACGCCGAGGUCUUCCUCAAAUACAUCCACCGCAACAGCGCCACCAUGGCCAACAUCUCGGGCCACGGCGUGACGGGGCUCCCCGAGGUCACGGGGCACUCCAGGGUCCCAGAGCAGCAGGUCAAAGGUAUCCUCAGUGAGCUGCUCCAGAGGGAGAACCGAGUUCUUCACUUCUGGACCUUGAAGAAGCGCCGACUGGACCAGUGCCAGCAGUACCUGAUGUUUCAGAGCCACGCACAGCAGGCUCUGGAUUGGCUGCAGCAGUCAGGUGACCUCUACCUGGCCACGCACACCUCUCCGGGGGGGAACGUGUCCGAGACUCAAGAACUGCUGACUCAGCACCGAGAGUUCUGUGUGUCGGCCAAGCACACACAGGAAAAGGUUCACCUCCUCAUCCAAUUGGCCGAGAGCAUGCUGGCCAAAGGCCACGCCCACCGCGCCGAGCUGCGCCGCUGCGUGUCGGCGGUGGACAAACGUUACCGAGACUUCACCGUCCGGAUGGGCCAGCAGCGCCACCUGCUGGAGGCGGCGCUGGGAGGCUGCGCGCAGGACAAUAAGGACUUGGAGUUGGAGCUGAUCCCCAACAGCCUGUCGGACUCCGACCCCGAGGUCAACCUGUCCGACCCGAGUCAGCAGGUCAGCGACGAGAAGCGGCGCUCGGCCCGCAAGAAAGAGUACAUCAUGGCCGAGCUGCUUCAAACGGAAAGAGUCUACGUCAGAGACCUGCAGGAGUGUAUUGAGACGUACCUGUGGGAGAUGACGAGCGGCUCAGAGGACGUCCCACCUGGUCUCAGCAGCCGGGACGACACGGUGUUCGGGAACAUCCAGGACCUCUACGAGUUCCACAACAGUAUUUUCCUGAAGGAGCUGGAAAACUACGAGCAGCUUCCUGAGGAUGUGGGACACUGUUUUGUUACCUGGGCGGAUAAGUUCCACAUGUAUGUGACGUACUGCAGAAACAAGCCCGACUCCAGUCUGCUGAUCCAGCAGCACGGAGCGGGCUUCUUCCAGGAGGUCCAGAGGAGACACGGUCUGACCAACUCCAUCUCAUCCGCGCUCAUCAAACCAGUCCAGAGGAUCACCAAAUACCAGCUGCUGCUCAAGGAGCUCCUGGCGUGCUGCGAGGAGGGGAAGGGCGAGAUCAAAGAAGGCCUGGACGUGAUGCUGAGCGUCCCCAAGAGAGCCAACGACGCGAUGCAUGUGAGCAUGCUGGAAGGUCUGGAGGAGGGUCUGGAGGUGCAGGGGGAGCUCCUACUCCAGGACUCCUUCCUGGUCUGGGAGCCAAAGUCUCUGAUCAGGAAGGGGCGGGACCGGCACCUCUUCCUGUUCGAGCUGUCACUCAUCUUCAGCAAGGAGAUCAAGGACUCGUCGGGACGAAUCAAAUAUCUCUACAAGAGCCGACUGAGGACCUCAGAGCUCGGGGUGACGGAGCACAUCGAGGGGGAUCCCUGUAAGUUCGCUCUGUGGGUCGGACGGACGCCGACCUCCGACAACAAGACGGUCCUGAAGGCGUCGUCUCUGGAGCUGAAGCAGGAGUGGGUCCGCAGCAUCCGACAGGUGAUCCAGGAGAGGCGGGGCCACCUGCGGGGGGCGCUGCGGGAGCCCAUCCCCCUCCCCAAAACACCAAACCCCACCCUGGGGCGACAGCGCAGCAUCAGUCGCAGGGAGACGAGCGAAGACGCCGACAGUCUGGGAGACGCCAGCAGCCAACCAGACACGGUCUCCAUUGCAUCCAGGACCUCCCAGAACAGUGACAAGCUGUCGGGAGGCUGUGAGUUAGUGGUGGUGUUGUUGGAUUUCGCCUCCUGUGGACCUGGAGAGCUCGGUGUCCGCUGUGGUCAGACGGUGGAGCUGGUGGAGCGCUCGGCCGAACGGCCCGGGUGGUGUCUGGUCAGAACAACGGAUCAAACGCCCCAGCAGGAGGGUCUCCUGCCGAUGAGCGCCCUCUGUCUGUCCCACUCCCACAGUGCAGCCGACAUGGAGGGGCUCAUCCCGGCUUCUACCUCCUCCUCCGGCACCUCUUCCACGAGCACCACCACCUCCUCCUCCUUCAACUCCUCCUCCACCACCACCACCACCUCCUCCUCUAACGCUUCCAACUCCUCCUCCAAUGCUGGGAGAGACCCCGGCGUGUUCGGCUCCGACGGGCUUCAGACAUCCAGCCAAAGUACCGCCUUCCCCGGAGUACCAUACGGAGUGGGCGGGGCCUCGGCGGGCGCCGUUGGCUCCCCGGGGCCGAAGCGCAGCGGCUCCGGGACCGGAAACACCCUGAAGCGCUGGCUGACCAGUCCCGUCCGGCGGCUGAGUCAGGGGAAGGCUGACGGGCAGAAGAAACCGCCAAUCAGAACCAGGAGGCGGGACAAUAGGACCGAGGUGGCCACGCCCCUCACCGGCAACUCGCAGGCGAAGGCGAGGAAGGAGGAGGCGGGGCAUAGCGGAGGGGAGGAGGAGCAAGAGGAGGAGAGCCACACCCCUUUACCUCCUCCCAUGCAGAUCAUCAAGGAUCCAAACAACCCCGAGGCUCUGGACUCGGAUCAGGGCUCCAACGAGUCGGACACGGAGCAGAGGAACAAAGCGCUGAGAGGACGCAUGUUCGUGGUGAGCGAGAUGAUCCAAUCAGAGAAGGACUACGUGAAGGACCUGGCCGUGAUCGUGGAGGGCUUCAUGUCCAGGCUGGAGGUCCGAGGGAUCCCAGAAGACAUGAGAGGAAAAGACAAGAUCGUCUUCGGGAACAUUCAGCAGAUCUACGACUGGCACCGCGACUUCUUCCUGGUGGAGUUGGACCGCUGCCUCCAGAACCACGACCUGCUGGCCGACCUCUUCAUCAGACACGAGCGACGCCUCCACAUGUACGUGGUCUACUGCCAGAACAAGCCAAGGUCAGAGUUCAUCGUCAUCGAGUACGAGACCUUCUUCGAGGACAUCCAGAAUGAGAUCAGCUGCAGGAUGUCAAUCAGUGAUUAUCUGAUCAAACCCAUCCAGAGAAUCACCAAAUACCAGCUGCUGCUGAAGGAUUUUCUUAAGUACACAUCCAAAGCCGGACUCGACUGUGAAGAGAUCGAGAAAGCGGUGGAGCUGAUGUUGUUGGUGCCGAAGCGCUGCAACGACAUGAUGAACCUGGGACGCCUGCAGGGAUACGAGGGGAAGCUGACCUCUCAGGGGAAGCUGCUGCAGCAGGAGACCUUCUGUGUGUGGGAGCAGGACGGAGGAGUUCUGUCUCGCAGUAAAGAGCGAAGAGUCUUCCUGUUCGAGCAGAUCGUCAUCUUCAGCGAACUGCUGCGCAAAGGCUCCAACAACCCGGGGUACCAGUUCAAGAACAGCAUCAAGGUGAGUUACCUGGCGAUGCAGGACAGCGUGGACGGGGACCCCUGUAAGUUUGUGUUGUGGUCUCGUGGCUCGGCAGAGCGCUUCACGCUGCAGGCAUCCUCCGCCAGCAUCAAGAUGACCUGGGUGGAGACCAUCGCCACCCUGCUGGACGUGCAGAACAACUUCCUUUCCGCUCUCCAGUCUCCCAUUGAGUACCAGAGGAAAGAGGGCGGGAUAUCGGUGACCCGCCCUUUGUCGUCAGGGCGACCGCCGUCAGCCCCGCCCACGCCCAACGGCCACGCCCUUCAGCCUCCUGACGGCGAGCAGGACGACCAGGAGCUGGUUCUGGUGCUGCAGGACUUCACGGCGGUUCGGGAGGACGAGAUCUCCGUGUUUCGGGGCGAGAAGGUUCAGAUUCUGGCGUCCAACCAGCAGGGUCAGAGUCUGGUGUACCGGCCGGCCAACAGCGACUCUCCGGCCGCCGAGGGCUGGGUGGCACGCAGCGCGCUCCACACACAAUAGUACACAACAACACACCCACAGUACACAAAUACUGCAAGGUAACAGGGUCAGAGGCAUUCUGGGAAACGGAGACGGAGCCUCAAAGGUGGAGGUGUCAGACAGUUAUUCUCUCAAACUCACAUAAAACAGUAAAUAUUGGGAUUGUUACGUAAUUGAUAAAUCACCUGAAUCACACACACACACACACAGCAGCAGGCACUGUUAGUCUCCUCCCUCCUGGGUCAACCAAAACACGCCUCCGUCCUCACCUCGUCCAAUCAGACGUCCAGUUUACUGAAAACCGACUCCCACUGUCACAAAGUGUCCGUGGGGGGGAAGUCACAUGACCACAUCAUCUUCAUCACCGACGACGAAGACGACAAACUGUGAUUCCAGGAAGCUGAGACCGGAGAUGAUUUAAAAAAAAGUUUAAAAAAUAAUAAUAAUAAAUAAAAGCCUCCUGGAAGAGAAGAGGUGAAAAAGACCCGUCAGCCAAUCAGAUCUGACCUCUCGCUCUCACCUUGUUAAUAGUGUGUAUAAACAGACUGAAAAGACACACACACUCCACACACACCCCACUGCUCUGAUGAUGAUUAAGUAUGGUGAUUAUGAUCAGAAUAAUAUAAGCUGUUUUUCACCUCAAUUAGAAAACAAGAGAAACUGUCAUAUUGUUUGUAUGUGUGUGUGUGAGAGAGAAUGUGUGUGUGUGUGUGUGUGUGUGACCAUGGACAGUUAGGUCGUGUAGCGUUGCCAUGAAGACUCGUGUUUGCGGUGACACCAGUUUUUUUGUCUUUUUAGCGAACCAGAGCUGCUUCCUUCCCUCCUUAUCUCCUUCCCUCCUUAUCUCCUUCCCUUCCUCCCCCUUGUGUGCAUGCAGCUCUGGUUAGUUUGGAUAUUAUGCAUUUCUUGUUCCUGUAUAUAGACCAGACCUCCAACUCCUCCACUAACUCUGGACACUGAAAACAGAACGACAUCUCUCUCUCUCUCUCUCUCUCUCUCUCUCUCUCUCUCUCU